Strongylus vulgaris is the source of this 809-nucleotide messenger RNA. NCBI's taxonomy places the organism in Eukaryota, Metazoa, Nematoda, Chromadorea, Rhabditida, Strongylidae. The record is from the annotation of a GenBank genome assembly.
AUGACAUCACGAGUCAUCCUACCUUUUUUAGGAGCUACGGAAGAAAUACGACAGUCACUUCAAAAUCCACAUGACUUAGCUUUACGAGAUCUGACCAUGAGUGUUGUAGAGGAUUUCGUCGCGCGGAUACGAUGCUAUUUCGAACUUUCUCUCCGAAUAGAGAAGCUUGUCCCAGAGUUACUAUGGGAUCUUUGCUCUGGUCCUCUUCCUCCUGAGGAGCAGCUCGAUCGGAAGCAGUCACUCGUACGUCAACUUGCGCGACUGGUCGAUUUUGUCUUAGAUUUCGACGCCGCUAAGAUGUGCACACCCGCACUUCAGAACGAUUUUAGCCAUUACCGUCGAGGUAUUGGUCUGGGUUUGCUAAGCACAAGCGCAUCCGACGUUGAACUGGCAAAUUCAAUUUCUUUAUUUCUUGCUGCUCCGACCCCAAUGCUGUCGAGUUUGAGUUCUGCUACCCUCGAGUUUGUUCGCUCACAUCCAACACUUCCCAUCGGAAAUACUACAGACACAUUAGCGACUAUCGUCAAUGUAUGUCGUUAUAUGGUGGAGUCACCCGAUGUGAAAUCUCGUGUGACAGAAACAACACGACUAUUUUGCGUGCGAGUAAUGGUCGGCUGUCUCAUUCUUUACGACCAUAUAGACGAAAAUGGGGCUUUUGUACGAGAAUCACCCAUUAAUCUCCGCGCAGUAGUCAACGUUGUCAAGGAACAAACACAACCGCCGCAGGUUUGCUUUUGUUUUCGUCAUUUUUGGAAGAAAGAGAGAUGGGCGAGAAAGGGAGUAGUCUUUAGGCACUGGCAAAAUUAAUG